AUGAAAGUAAGGGUCCUUAACUGUUUCCUUUCAUCUCUCUCCCAGGCCCGGAUCAAGAAGAUCAUGCAGACAGAUGAGGAGAUUGGGAAGGUGGCCGCUGCUGUUCCCGUCAUUAUAUCCCGGGCGCUGGAGCUGUUCUUGGAGUCGCUCCUCAGGAAGGCCUGUCAGGUGACACAGUCCAGAAAUGCCAAGACCAUGACCACCUCCCACCUGAAGCAGUGUAUAGAGCUGGAGCAGCAGUUCGACUUCCUCAAGGAUCUGGUGGCCUCGGUGCCCGACAUGCAGGGAGACGUGGAGGACAACCACGCUGAGGGCGAGAAGGUCUCUAGGAGGGGCCGGAAGCCAGGCAGUGGGCGGAAGAACGGUGGCACUGGCAGCAAAGGAAAGGACCCGAAGCAGUCAGGCACAGACUCUGAGCAGGAGGAUGAUUCUGAGGACAGUGAGAGCGAUGGGGAAGAGGAGACGUCCCAGUCUACACCCCCCAGCCGCCCCACCACUCACUUCCCCAGCUCUCCAGCGCCAUAUUUGCACUUCACCUGCCCCCCACAGUCCACCAUGGCCAUGCCUGUCUCCGUGCCCCCAGCCCUGCCUGCCAUGAUGGCCUCUGCUCCAGCACCCCCUGUCCCAGCGCAGGACGAGGAGGAGGAAGAUUAUGACUCGUAGCCCUGAUUCCUUUUAGUUUAUUUUAGUUGCUGCAUUCGACGGGGGAGGGGUGGUUCUUAAAUUUAUUAAAAAAAGAGAGAAAAGCAUUU
Pelodiscus sinensis (Chinese soft-shelled turtle) is the source of this 752-nucleotide messenger RNA. NCBI's taxonomy places the organism in Eukaryota, Metazoa, Chordata, Testudines, Trionychidae. The record is from RefSeq and is a predicted model, not a curated record.